This is a messenger RNA of Vespula vulgaris, 2216 nucleotides long. RefSeq names its product spermatogenesis-associated protein 6. NCBI's taxonomy places the organism in Eukaryota, Metazoa, Arthropoda, Insecta, Hymenoptera, Vespidae. The coding region runs from base 324 to 1517 and encodes 397 amino acids. Gene Ontology annotation, biological process: spermatogenesis. The record is from RefSeq and is a predicted model, not a curated record. The transcript has 7 exons. Gene Ontology annotation, molecular function: myosin light chain binding.
UUAAAUCCUAUUCAUAUAAAUCUUAUCUUGAUAUAAAUUUUACAACUAUGUCAAAUUCAAUACUAAUGUUGUGUUACUGUUUCCUGGCAACAUGUAUACUAGAAUAUACCAGUGUUCAUCUGACAAUAUGGCAAUUUCUAAAGAAUUGAUAAGUGCCUUACUUAAUAAAAAUGUCUAAGAGAAUAUUUUGUUGAUAUAAUUUAUUAAAUAAUUAAAAAAAUUAAUUAAGCGUGGUGAUAGUACCAAUGGUGAUAGAAAAAUAAAAACAAAAACUCUUCCUGCUCAAUACAAUGGAAUUACUUGUGCUAGUGAAAUAGUUGUCAAUGAACAUGACAGGAAGAGGUUUUUUUGUUAAAAUACAGCUUGAUCUUCGCGCUGUAACUUGUCCCGGUGUCUGGUUAUGUCCAAAUGGAAAAAUAUCUUUAAAAAUUAAUACUCUGAAUUCUAAUAGAGUGUCUCAUAGAAUUACACCAGUUUUUCCAUUAUUAUUUCAUGAAAAAUUUACAUUUGAAAAAAUGUUUUUUCAUGUAAUUUCUUUAACAGAAUUACAACAUAGCCUGGAACAAGAAUUCUUUUUUGCAGAAUUAGUACAAUGGGUUACACCGUCUGGUAGAGAAGUCAUUUUAGCUACAUUUGAAACAAAUUUAGUUGAUUUAUUAUACCCUACAUCAUGUCUCAAAGACCAAUUAGCUUGUGUAGAUAUAGAUUUACUUAUGGAAUCUACUAAAUAUUUUCCUGGUAUAAUAGCACCUAAAAUUGAAGUGUCUACAAAAACAAUUAUAGAAGGAAUUAUAGACAUAAAUAAUAUUAAGACGUCAGGGAUACAUAUUAUUAAUCCAAAAACAAUAAACUCAAAGAAUACUUUGCAGAAUGUAUCAUGGAUCAGCAAAAAACGACCAGUCAAGGGUAUUAUCAGACAAAAAAGAGUUUGUCAUAGUCAAGAAAUAAUUAAAGAUCAAAAUUAUCAAUUAUCCCAACAAAAAUCAAAUAAUAAGUUAAACUCAUAUACAUAUCCUAUUAAAAGAAUACAAUGUCCCAAUGAUCAAUAUUGUUGUGCAGGAAAAAGAUUUAUUUGUGAUUGUGAACCAUGUUAUUCAGAAAAAAAAUCUAAACCCUUAGCUUCAUAUAAUGAUUUACAUACUUAUGACAAAUGUCCCGUUUGUUUAAAAUAUAAAUAUUACUUUUCUAAUCAAAAUGAUCCAACUAAUACUGCGCAAAGUUAUAAUAUUUAUUGUAAAAAGGAUUUGUUAAAAGACCAUCAUUUCUCUAAAUGUAUUUAUCAGUUUUCUAAUGAUCAAAAUGACAAUAUUAUCCAAUCUCCAAACAAUGUACAUACAGCACAAGAAGAACCAACAGUAUCGAUGUUAGGAUCGAAAGUAAAAACGGUAGAUAACGUAAAUGAAACCUAUCAUAAAUGCGAACAAAAUCAAUUGAAAGAUUUUUACAAAAAUAUGGAAAAAUUUUAUAAGAGAAUGUAUGAACAAGCAAGAAUGCAUGCUGAAGAAAUUGAUCCAUAAAGAAUUGACAUGCAUCUAUCAUGCAUUUUAUAUUAUGAUGUCGUGAUAAAAAUUGGACCUGUGUUAUUGAAAUAUUUGUUUUUCUUAAAAAAUAAAUAUUAGUACAAGCAGAAUUUUAUAACUAGAAGACCACAAUAUCAUGUAUUGUGGUAUUAUAUUACAGUAUUAAUUUUUCAUGUUACAUUCUUCAAUGUACUAUAUACAUAUUUACAGACUGGUGUACCUGCUACCCUUGCACCACGAUGAGUAACAGAUUUUUUCAAGAGAGCUGGUAUUCUUAAAUGAAUACCUCGCGCACAUGGAGUCCAACCUUGUAACUUAACUUUUUCAUUUUCUUUGGCAGUGAUUGCUAUCCAACCUAUAGAAAUAUAUUUUAAUAUUUUAUGAUUUUCAAGUAAUUUGUAAUAUUUUAAUUCAUUAAAUUAAUAUUAUAAUAUUUUUCAUUUACUUAAUCGUUCAUAUUGUAUACAUAGAAUUACCUGCAUUUGAUAAAACAAUAUCUGCUGCAGACUCUAUUUUACUGACACCUGUUAUUUCAAACUGUUUUGACUGUAAGAGAGGCCAUACUUUCAAUCUCUGCGGAUUAUUUAUAGGCACAACCAAAGCUUCUGUGUGUAAUAAUUCUUUAUAUAAAUAAUCUGCAUCAAUGACACGGCACAUUGUGAUAGGUAAUUCGUCGCUUGCAAAAAUUGUACAUCU